Molecule: messenger RNA, 324 nt
Organism: Dothidotthia symphoricarpi CBS 119687
Lineage: Eukaryota; Fungi; Ascomycota; Dothideomycetes; Pleosporales; Dothidotthiaceae
Exons: 2
Source: RefSeq, a predicted model, not a curated record
GCGCCGCGGACUACACGCACAACACGUUCUGCUGCUCGUCCUAGCCUCAAGACCAAACUCCUAGGUGGAAAGCGCACUGCACACCGAGCACCUGCUACAACGACAACGACCACGACCACAACCCGGACUACUCGAACUCACGGUACUACGCAUGCCCAGGCAGCCCCUGUUCACCACCACAAGCGCAAGGCUUCCGUAGGCGACAAGGUCUCCGGCGCCUUGUUGAAGUUGAAGGGUUCAUUGACUGGCAAGCCAGGCGUCAAGGCUGCUGGAACGCGCCGUAUGCAUGGCACCGAUGGACGCAACGCUCGCCGAGUCUACUGA